AUGGUGGAGGCGCAAGAGGCCAUUCGAGAGAGGACCACCCUGCAGUUGCAGAAGGCAGCACUGGCCAAGGAGGUGGAGGAGCUGAAACGGUCGAAGGCCGAGGAGGUAGCUGUUGCCCGAGUCGAAGUAGUCGAGUCGUUCCGAACGUCAGAGGAGCUGAAGAGUUAUAUCAUGGACCAGUUGGUAGAUGAGCAGCUUUGUUGGGAGGAGAGACUGGCGAGGUUCAACCCUUCGGUUGAAAUCAACUUCAAUAUGAGUGACAAGCCUCCUUCACCUAGUCCUACCGCUGAUGCCACUGCCAUUGCACCAGAGUCAAAGUCGGCCACCGCGGAUGCCCCAUCUACCGAGUCUUGA
Messenger RNA from Prunus armeniaca (apricot), 354 nucleotides. The record is from the annotation of a GenBank genome assembly. NCBI's taxonomy places the organism in Eukaryota, Viridiplantae, Streptophyta, Magnoliopsida, Rosales, Rosaceae.